Molecule: messenger RNA, 2066 nt
Organism: Helianthus annuus (common sunflower)
Lineage: Eukaryota; Viridiplantae; Streptophyta; Magnoliopsida; Asterales; Asteraceae
Product: sorting and assembly machinery component 50 homolog B
Exons: 4
Coding region: 110-1669 (519 amino acids)
Biological process (GO): protein insertion into mitochondrial outer membrane
Cellular component (GO): outer membrane; SAM complex
Source: RefSeq, a predicted model, not a curated record
AACAUUUGAGCCUUUUAGGUUUUUCCACAGCCCCAGCCAGCCUAAAGCAACACACAGAUCGAUCGAUCGGUCAGCGAACGAAGAAGACAACACUGAAUCGAAAUCAAAAAUGGCGAAAGAAGACGAGAAACCGUAUUCAGAAAUAGACGAAGAAGAAGAAGAAGAAGCGGAAGAGGAAGACGAAGAGGAAGAUUUCGAUGAAGAAGAAGAAGAAGCAGUAGUCACACCGGAAUCUAAAAUGCGAGCAGAAAGAGCUCGAAUGGAGGGAGUAUUCCACCGGAUAUCAUCAGAGCGAGUUCCGUUACGAGUCCACGAUGUGCUGAUUAAAGGAAACAAGAAGACGAAAGAAUCGGUAAUCGAAGCUGAAAUUCAAGCCCUAAAAACCGCUACAUCUGUUCAGGAGCUGCUUCAGGCGGCUACGAUUGCGAAUGCGAGGCUUCAGAAGCUUGAUAUCUUUGAUUCGGUUAAUAUUACGCUUGAUUCUGGUCCGCCUGAAUUGCCUGGGACUUCUAAUGUGGUUGUUCAAGUUGUGGAGGCUAAAAACCCUCUCACUGGUGAUAUCGGUGUUUUUACUAAGCCGGAGGCUAGAUCUUGGUCUCUUGAGGGAUCACUAAAGUUCAAAAACUUGUUUGGUUACGGUGAUCUUUGGGACGGUUCGUUAUCUUACGGGUGGGACCAAACAUCAGAAAUUAGCGCUGGUGUAUCUUUACCAAGAUUCAUGAGAUUAAUCACUCCUGUAAUGGCACGCGUGUCUCUACUUUCUCAAGACUGGCUGAAAUUCUCCUCAUACAAAGAGCAAUCACUGGGCCUAUCUUUGGGCCUACUGUCUACCAAGAACCAUGACCUGGCAUAUAAUCUUUCUUGGCGCACCUUGACUGAUCCGUCACAACUGGCUUCUAGGUCGAUACGGAGGCAGCUUGGACAUGGUUUAUUAUCACAUCUGAAGUACACGUUUAAGAUUGAUAAACGGAACUCACCGCUUCGACCAACUAAAGGGUUUGCCUUUGUUUCUGCUUCUCAAGUUGGUGGUCUUUUUCCUGAUUAUCGAAGCUUGCGUUUUAUCCGCCAGGAAUUUGACCUCCGUUAUGCUUUACCCUUGGGUUUUGCACGUGCUGCACUAAACUUUGGAGUUGCUGGUGGUGUUAUUUUCCCAUGGGGAAGUGACUUCAAAAACAGACCUACGUCCUUACCUGAUAGGUUCUUCUUGGGUGGGAACUCUUCUCCUGUUUGCACAUUGGGAGGGCCCACAUCGUUAUUGGGCUUCAAGACUAGAGGAUUGGGCCCAAGUGAGCCCAAAAGGGAAGUCAAAACAAACUCUGAAGAUGCAAGUUCUGAUACUACUUCUGAAAGAGAUUUUCUUGGUGGAGAUCUAGCAGUUACUGCUUUUGCUGAUCUUUCCUUUGAUCUCCCGUUGAAGGUGCUGAGAGAUUCCAAUAUUCAUGCACAUGCAUUUGCUUGUGCUGGAAGUCUUACCAAAUUAACCGAGAAUUCAUUUCGAGAUUUUUCUUUCCAAAAGUACAAAGAUUCGUUCCGUAGCUCCGCAGGCUUUGGGCUUAUUGUACCAACUAAAUUGUUUCGCAUGGAGGUCAACUACUGCUACAUACUGAGACAACAUGAGAAUGAUCGAGCCAAGACUGGUGUGCAGUUUAGCUUUUCUUCACCUAUAUAGAACCAUGGUUCAAUCCAAGGCUACUGAUAUGGAGUUGACCGGACCCACAUUAUCCAAACGUCACGAUUCCUGGGCAGUUCUUGAGUUUUUGUAAUUUUUAAAUGUCUAGACCAAUUCGCGAUGCACGAAAAUACAGAUAAAUAAUAACGCCUCAACUUCGGUUAUAUAACAUGCUGCUUUGCUUAAAGAUCGACUGAAAUUGCCGAAUCUUGACCAUGCGGUCAACAUUAUUUUUUGACUGAACCAUGUUAUUUGUCGUGAACAGUUUCUUCUUUGGCCGGUCUUUUCUCUUUGAGAUUUCAUUGUUAUUGCUUCUUUCCGGUUGGAAUCUUUGGUCAACUGUUUUUGCAACAUAUCGAACUUAACAUAAAUUUACCACCAGAAUUUGGUCUUCAAA